GGAACCCAACUUUUUUGUACCACGGCGGAUCUCAGCUCAUGCAGCUCGACAGCAAGAAUGGGAUUGAAACGCGAUCACGAUGCCCUUAACUACUUUGACAACGAUGAGCCGGCACCAUAUCCUUCCAACAAACGGCAACGGAAUCAAGCACCUAGUAAGGGGAAGCAAAAUGCGCACCAGCCAACAACCGACCCGACAUAUGGGCAGCGAUUCAUGUUUCCUGGGCUGGACGGUAGCACUGCGCUUUCCGAUGACGACCUAGAAUACGAGGACGAUGGGGAUGCCUUGGCGUAUCUGAGAACUGUCCGACUCGAAGCCAGUGGGAUUCCGCACCUUCUCGUCGCACCCAAGGCAGGCCCCCAGCUGCCGCCUGAGCUUGCCUCCACGUCCCUCGACGAAAGCGAAUCGAUUGAUCGCAACCUGUACAACAGCGGCGUCGGUGACUCACGAGGCUACUACCAAGACGGCGCGUAUACCGCCGCGCCGGACACGGAUAUUUCUGACGAAGAGGGCUACAACUACGACGACGGCGACCAGGAUGCCGAGUCGAACCUUGCCGGGAGGAACCGUCUCCUCCGCGAAGCCUACUACAAGUCCCUAGUCUCCCAAUUCACCGCGCUCCGCGAUCAGCUCCGCCGGGAUCCGCCGCCGUCGGUGGUCGAUUCCCUGCCCCCGAACCACGAGACCGAUGUCGGCACGUUCGGCCCCAACAGCCCCACGUUCCGCAUGUGGACGAGCCGGCUGCGGUACACGGACCCGCUGCCCGCGCAGGUCGCGGCAAUGGACAAGGAGAGCGCGCUCAAGCUGCUGCGCAUCAUCCUCGGGGGCAAGUUCCUCCGGCGGGGCCACGAGCUCCGCGAGCGCACCAGCCGCUGGAUCUGGUCGCUGCUGGCCCGGCUGCCCGACCGCGGCGAGAUGGACUACAUGGAGAUCGGCUGGGUGCGCGAGCUCGGCAAGCGCGCCGUGCUCAUGCUGAUUAGCAUCGCGCAGAUGGUGGCGCUGAGGGAGGAGGUAGAGGAUGACCUAGACGAAGAGGGAAAUGACGAAGGGGAGAGGGACGAAGGGGACUCUCUCGACGAUCUAGUCUCCGAGGAGGAAGAAGGCGAGGCCCCCAGCGGGCGCCAGGCAAGCCUACCACCACAGCUACCGGAAUCCGUCGACGACUCUCACGGCGCAGCAAAACCGGAAGCCAGGAACCCAGAUGCGGAAGACGACGACGGGGAGAUGGACAUGGACAUCGAGGAAGGGGAAGUGUCCGACAGCCAGGCCGACAUCGAAGCCGCGAAAGCGCGGCUUCUCGCCCGGCUUGAUGAGACUGCCUCAGAGACGAAUCACGAAAGCGAGCCUACCCCCGUCGUAGAAGGAGAAGGGGAAGGGGAAGAUGAUCAGGAGGAAGGGGAGUGGGAGGAAGAAGACGAGGAAGAUGCGCAAGCCUAUUCCGAACGGAGGUCUCGAAUCAACAUGCGCGCUACGCUAAACAUGAUCUUGACCGUUGCGGGCGAGUUCUACGGUCAGAGGGACCUGCUUGAGUUUCGGGAUCCCUUUGCAAGUUUGUAGGAUAGGAAGGAAAAAAGGCAGAGGUAAUAGGAAUGUCGAUUUCACCCAUAAUAUCGUGGUAUGUCGAGUUAUCGUUCGUGGUUGGAAACCACCCAGUAGUCUGUUCUAGCGUUUAGAUAGAAUGACUGAAACACCCUGUAUACCAUGGAGUCGCGGCUAUACGCCCUCGAGCAAAAUCUCCGAUGUUGAAAUCA
Molecule: messenger RNA, 1751 nt
Organism: Phialemonium atrogriseum
Lineage: Eukaryota; Fungi; Ascomycota; Sordariomycetes; Cephalothecales; Cephalothecaceae
Exons: 2
Coding region: 58-1557 (499 amino acids)
Biological process (GO): spliceosomal snRNP assembly
Cellular component (GO): nucleus; SMN complex
Source: RefSeq, a predicted model, not a curated record